UUUCUCAACAUGGCAGAAGAGGAAGAGAUCACCUAUGAGGAAGAGGAAGAGGAGGAAUAUGUAGAGGAGGAAGCAGAGGAGACCAUUGUGGAGACCAAAAAGGAGCCGGUGCCCCCCAAACCGACCCCUCCCCCUCCCCCUCCUGCCACUGUCCCUCCCCUGCGCCGAAAAUCGUCUGCUAAUUAUCGGGCCUACGCUAUUGAGCCACACGACAAGAUAAAAUGCAAGAUAACAGCUUCUCGGAAAUUGCAACUCAAGUCACUGAUGCUUCAGAUGGCUAAGAAGGAAAUGGAAAAGGAAGAAGAAGAGCGGGCCCAGGAGAAGGAUCGAUUUCUCUCGGAGCACUGCAACCCCUUAGAACUGGCAGGACUCGGCCACGCAGAAUUGCAGGAGCUAUGUCGGCAGCUCCAUGUACAAAUUGACAAAGUUGAUGAGGAGCGUUAUGACACGGAGGCCCGGGUCAAUAAGAACAUCAAUGAGAUCGAGGAUUUGAACCAGAAGAUUUUUGACCUGCGAGGCAAAUUUAAGCGCCCUGCUCUUCGCCGGGUGCGUCUCUCAGCUGAUGCCAUGAUGCAGGCCUUGCUUGGGUCUAAGCACAAGGUCUCCAUGGAUCUGCGGGCCAACCUCAAACAGGUCAAGAAGGAUGACACAGAGAAGGAGAAUCGGGAGGUAGGUGACUGGCGGAAGAAUAUCGAUGCUCUGAGUGGCAUGGAAGGGCGCAAGAAAAAAUUUGAGACCUCUGUCGCCGGGCAAGCCUGAGGCAUCAGAUGGGGUUUCCUGUGUGGUCUCUGAUCUGUAGUUGCUAUAGAUCCCUGCCGAAUCCUCAUCCUUUGAAUGCGUUCAGUGUUGGGACAAAAAGUGUGCCUUGGAGUUUUGUUCUGCAUCCUACAACUUUCCUUUCUCUUGCUUUGGGGAGCAUCCUAGCUCUGACCACCACCAUAAGAAUGAUACAUUUAAAAUUUGAAGUAUGUGUGUUUGUAUGGAUAGUGGAAGGAGUGGGCUGGGGGCCAGCAAGGCUGAGUGGGCUUUAGAAAUGCUGCAGAAGAUACGCUUUGGACCUUGAAUUUGCUUCUCUGUUACUCAUUAGAGCAGCCCAAUUUUUUUCAGGCUUUCCCACAAACGGGAAAAAUAAAGUAGCUGCUGCUUUGAAAGUUGCAUUAAGUAUAGAUUCCUUAAAGCAGGAGCGCCUUUAUUUUUUAAAAUUCCUGCUGAAAUCUGAAACGUGUUGGGCCGCACAGUAGAGCUAUUUUAAUGAAGAGCAGAGAGAUGCAGCGCUCACCUCAGCAACAACAUUUCCAAAUCAUUUUUGAAGCCUGCGUGCCUCUAAUAGUGGGAUGAUCAUAUCUAGACUGCAACGGUGGCCACCAGAUGGCUGCCAGGAGUUGAAGCUUUGGGGAUCUCCUUGCUGCAACCUUCUGGUCAACUGGAUUGUUACAGGUCAGUGAGUGUAUAGCGAGCCUCCUGAUACAAACGAUUGGCUUAGCACAUGCAUACAUACCCCCUUGUCCUUUUUUAAGGGGUGCCUUUUACAGCUGGUAUAUGGAUGAAGAGAAACUGCAAUCAAAGAGCUCUCUUCGUUGCAGAUUCAGAUAUGCCUUGAGAUGGUAGAACUUUCUCUUGAUCCAGCAGAUGGCUGGAGGACUGUCAGAGCCUCCUUUGCAGGCAGGGCAUCCACAGGAGGGGUCAAGAAGGCCACGAUGGGGGCUGCAGCCGUGCAAUUGCAGCCCACCCCUUUUUUAUGCACAGUCACAACCGCCAUCUUGACUUUUUGACCAUCCCCUGAAGAUGCCCCUGUCUGGAUGCAUGCUUAGUUCACCCUUACGUGGAAGCCCUGAGAUUUCUGAUGCCACGGAAGGAAGAAAAAAAAAAGCUUUGCAAUCCAAUUAGCUUUUGUAGCUACAGUAGUUACACUAAGGGGUGUUUUAGAAACAACAACAUUUUGCACAGUAUUCCAGUAAGGAUGUUCAUUGUCCGUCAGAAAGUUGCACAUUUUAUUGGCAAAUGCAAGGCCACCACAGUUCAUCUCGAGUGCACUUUCCCCCUCAGUGCAAAAAUUAGGGCGGUUCACGCCUGCUUUUUGCUUCCCGAUUCUGAUCACUUUCAAAGCCAGCUUGGAAAUUCCAGCCAGUUUAUCCUGGGAUAACCAGCAAUGAACUCAUCUGAACCCUUGAUCCCUUUGUAACAGCAAUAGGCGACUUUUUGUCUAACGUGGCUCCAGGGCACUUCCCUUGGCACGUGCCAGCUUCCUGUACCACCCGGGUUUUGGGAUUGUUUGAAUUAAGGUAAAUUAAAAACUAGUAUUUUGCAACAUA
Python bivittatus (Burmese python) is the source of this 2312-nucleotide messenger RNA. It is a transcript of the gene TNNI3, whose product is annotated as troponin I3, cardiac type. The record is from RefSeq and is a predicted model, not a curated record. Gene Ontology annotation, cellular component: troponin complex. Lineage: Eukaryota; Metazoa; Chordata; Lepidosauria; Squamata; Pythonidae. Gene Ontology annotation, biological process: skeletal muscle contraction; cardiac muscle contraction.